AUUAUGACAUUAUGGAACCGCCCGACCUGAGCCUACUGAUGAAUUGCGUAAAAGACUUGGCAACACAAAGGGAAACCAAUGUAUCUCCAUCUUCUUCCUCCCGGCCUGUCGGAAAUCCAUCAAAGUCGAAUUUCGAAACUCUUAAUAAAUAUGAAAACCAAACUCCACAAUAUUUCGAUAAUAAUAAAGAUAGUUUCGAAGAUGCGAUGGAUAUCAAUGAUAAUCCUCCCAACGUUUACGAUGAAGAACCAUCUUGCAGUUUUUCUAUUUCUGAAAGAGAAGCACGAAAUGAUCCCAAUAAUGAAAUGAAUGUCUCGGUUCCGAUGGACAAAGGUCACCACUUACCAUCACCGUCAUCGUCAUCAUCCAAUAGACGAUGUCUAGGUAAUAAGCUGUCUACUCCGGGACUGUCUAAAAAGAGAAUUAUGGGAACAAUGAAUCAGUCCAUCAGAAAAGGAAAAUUCGUUUCACCAUUGCUAAAACGCAAGGAAAACCAUGGAGACGGUUCAAAGUAUAGCAGAAAAGAUUAUUCAAAUGAAGAUACUGAGGAGGAAAUAGAUGAAAGAUUAAAGAACAUCGAACCAAAGAUGAUAGAAUUAAUACAAAGCGAG
Acaulospora morrowiae is the source of this 611-nucleotide messenger RNA. The record is from the annotation of a GenBank genome assembly. NCBI's taxonomy places the organism in Eukaryota, Fungi, Glomeromycota, Glomeromycetes, Diversisporales, Acaulosporaceae.